AUGGGCGAUUUCAACUUCCGGGCCCUUCCUGCCGAUCCUGAGGAGGCGCAGGCUGCUGGUCGCAGGGAGGAGCACGGGCCUCGCCCACCUCGGCACUGGCGCGCGGGGCUGCGCGGCUACACGGAGCUGCAGCCUGCGGAGCCGACCCACUGGGCUCAGAAUCGCGGGACCUACAGCUCCAUCGAUAGGAUCUACGUGGGCGCCCCGCAGUGGCUGCAAUGCCAGACGUGGAUGCAGCUCUCCAACGGCGGCGACCCGAGGGAGCUACACUGCAGUGGGCUCAGCGACCACACGCUGCUGACCCUCGCGUGGUCGCGCCACCCGCCGGCGCGCCGGGACCCCGAUCGGCCGGCGCCGAUCCCCGACUACAUCUGCAAGCUCCCGCGGUACCGGGAGCUGGUGGGCCUCUACGUCGCGGCCCUCCCGCUCGAGCGACUUCCUGCUCCGGAGCGGCUUCUGGUCUCCACGAGGCUCCUGCAGGCGGCGGCGAAGGAGGUGCAGAAUGAGGAGUUGAGGACGAUGUCGUGGACCCGGCGCUCGACGGCGACGAUCUGGCGGCAGAUGGCGCGGGCUUGCUGGCGGGAGGAUUGGAGGCUUGCUGACCUCCUCUGCCGCCGCCACCCGUGGGCGCAGGAGUUCCUGGACGUCGACACCACGCGACGCACGGUCGUCAUGAAGCGGCCCGACGAGUUCCACCGAAGGCACGCCCUCGCCCAACGCCGCUUCAUGGCGCAGCGGGGCCGCGAGGCCGAGGCGGACGCGGCGGCGGCCCAGGGGUGCCCCCCUCCUGGCCCUGAGAGCGAGGACCAAGCCAGGCGAGCGAAGAGUGAGCUCAUGCGCCUGCGCGGGCAGCAGCGGGCCCUGCGGCGUCGGGCGGCGCUCUGGUCGCCCUUCUCGGCGCGGCGCUGCCUGGGCGCGGUCAAGGCGCAGCGUGGCGCGGUGACCGCCCCGCUGGACAAGGCGGCCGCCCUCGCCUCCCAUUGGGGCGCGGUCUUCGAUCCCGAGCCGCAGACGCCUGGGCGCAAGCAGUGGCGCGAGCGGACCGGUCGGCAAUACAUUCAGUGUCACGGCCUCCAGCGCUAUGACUGGGAGGCCCUGGGGCCGCCCACCAAGCAGGACAUCGCCAGGGGCAUCGCCUCGGCCCGCGCCUCGGCCCCCGGGGUCGACGGGCUCCCUGCCAGAGCAUGGGGUGCCCACCCCGCGCUGGCGGACGCCCUCACGGCGGCCAUGCACUGGCAGAUGGACGGGCUGCCGCUGGGGAUCGCCUUCAACGACUCCAUCUUGAUCUGUCCGCCGAAGGGCGACGAGCCGGACGACGUCAUCGGACAGCCUGUUUCUCGUGGGGCUGAGGACACGCGGCCGCUCUCGCUCCGGAACUCGGGGGCCAAGAUCAUCUCCUGGGCCCUGAACGCCAAGCUGAAGCGCGCAGUGGCGGCGUCUGUGUGCUGGACACAACGAGGCUUCCUGACGGGCCGCAACUUCUGCGAAAACUUGGUCGAGGGCGACGCCUUCGCGAGGAUGGCGGGGAUGAUGGCCGCUGCCGCUGGGCCGCGCGCCCGGUCCGGACCGCCGCCGGCGUACCUUAACGAUUCCUUAAGGCCAGAAUCUCCAGCGGCCGCGGGCUGCGGCGCGGGCGGCGCGGGCGCCCGAUCCAGGCCAAAAUCUCCACCGGCCGCGGGCUGUGGCGUCAGCGCGCCGGCGGCCCGGGCGCCUGCUGGCAAGGGCGGCGCGCCCGCCGGCGGCGGCUCCGGCCUGCGCCCUGGAGUCGGGGACGUGCUCCUCAACCCGUCCUCGACCGAGUGGCUGAAGCUGGACCCUGCGGAACUGCGAGGGCUGGGUCCGCCUCGGCCGUUUCUGUGCAGCUACGAUUACUCGCGCGCCUUCCCCUCGGUCUUCCAGGAUUGGCUGUGGUGGGUGCUGGAGGAGUGGGAGAUCCCGCAGCCCCUGCUGAAUGGGCUCCAGAUGCAAUACAGCGAGGUCCGUGCCCUGGACUCCGGGCCGACGCGCGAGGAGCUCUUCCGUGUGCGCAGCGGGGUGCUGCAAGGUGACCCUGCUUCGGGAUCCCUGUACGCGGCUGGAGAGCACCCGUUCUGCCAGGACAUGGCCAAGCACCUGGAGGGGCGGCGCCGUGGCGUCGGCCGCUGGUGCGUGGACGACCUCCUCACGGUCACGCUCCAGCUGGUCGGACUUCGCGUGGUCGGGAGGAUCAUGAAGGCCUCGGCGCUGCUCGCCAACCUGGUCCUGAAGGAGGAGAAGUGCGUCUGCGUGCCCCUCUGGGCACCCCUCUCGGCGGAGGUGGAGGAGGAAGCGCGCCAGAUCCUCGGCUCCGUCUCCGAGCGGUGGCGGCUCUUCCGCAUCGCCCCGAUGGCGAAGGCGCUCGGGGUCCUCCUGGGCCCAGCAGCGUCGACGGACCUCCAGUGGGCGCCAACGCUGGAGAAGUGGGAAUGGCGCGCCGGGCAGAUUGCCGCUGCCCCCUACGAUGCACAGACGGCGGUGCAGGUCUACCACGAGAGGGCCCUGGCGGUCGCCUCGUACAAGGCGCAGCUCAUCCCGCUGCCGAAGCGCCUGCCCAAGGCAGAGCACCACGUGCUUUGUCGGCUGCUGCGGGCGCCGGGCAGCUGGCUCGGACUCUUGGAUUUCUCGGCCCUGGACCUGCUCGCUUUGACCCCGAUACACCUCCUUGGGGACCUCUGCGCAGCGGCCCGCGUGCGCACCGCCACGCAGACCUUGGUGACAUGGCGCGCGAUGGCGCGGGCCCUCCGCGAGACGGCAGCGCGGUGCCUUUCGCUCGAGGCCCUCGGCCGAGGGCUCGCGUGGCCGGGCUUCUGGGAAGCGAGGCCCCUUGCCAUGCUCCUGGAGGAGGCGGCGACGCUGCUGGGCUCGGAGACUGCCCUGAGGGUCGCGUCGCUGGAAGCCGAGGCCGCGCUGAUGCGCGCCCUCGCGCUGCCCGAUCGACGAUCGGGCCUGGCUGCGAGGGUGCGCAAGCGCCUGCAGAAAUGGUUUGCCAUUCCCCCGGCCACGCGGCGUGCGCCGGCCGUGUGGGGCGUGCCGGCGUUGCGGGCCUUCUCGAGCGUCAAGUACCAGGCCUCGCACGAGUGGCUCCGCCUGGACGCCAACGGCGAGGGCACCCUCGGCAUCUCCGACUUUGCACAGGGCGCGCUCGGCGAGGUCGUUUACGUAGACCUGCCGUCCGAGGGCGCCACCUUCAAGACCAAGGAUACGAUCUGCACGCUGGAGAGCGUGAAGGCGGUGGGCGAGGCAUACGCGCCGGUGGAUUGCGAGGUGAUCGAGGUGAACGAGAAGCUGAACGACGAGCCCACCCUCGUCAACAGCUCGUGCAUGGAGGAUGGGUGGUUGGUGAAGAUCAAAUACACGGGUGACUUGUCGCACUUGAUGGACCAGGCCGCGUACGAAAAGCACCUCGAGGACACCAAAGAGGAGUAGGUCCGCACAGGUACUACAUCCCUUUGUCUGCCUCCCCGCUCUCCCCUCCUCUGUUGUCCACCUCCCUUCCUCUCCAUCCCUCGCUCUUUAUCGCGUGUGCCUGCCCCUUCUCCUCCUCCUCCUCCUCCUCGGCCACGCGCAGAAGGGGGGUUAGGGGGAGGGCCGUAAGACGCCCCCCCCCUUCCCCUACUCGCCUCUGCGCGCCGCCAACCUGCCGUAGCUUCCCAGCGCGCCCCCUCCUGCCUUUGCUGCCCUCUCUCCCGCCCGCCAGCCUUUUUUGCUCGCCCCUCGGACUUCGUACCCCUCCUGCGCUCUCCCCACCAUUCUGGCUGGCCCUCUCUAUCGAUUUCGACCCCAUCGCGCUUUCAACCAGCUUAUGGCUGAUCGGGUGCUCCUGAUGUGCAAGCGCCGUUGGGUAGAUCUUAGUGUCUUGGUGUCGCGCCAGAAAGAAAA
Prorocentrum cordatum is the source of this 3897-nucleotide messenger RNA. NCBI's taxonomy places the organism in Eukaryota, Dinophyceae, Prorocentrales, Prorocentraceae. The record is from the annotation of a GenBank genome assembly.